AUGCCUCCCAGAGUACCCACACGCGCGCUCUUCAACCUCCCCCUCGCCAACCCCCAGGCGUCGGGCUCCACCUCUUCAGCAGCAUCGCGCACCAGCCGCGUCUCGCCGCCGACCUCGCCGCGGAUCGCCGGCCAGCGCGCGCUGCACACCACUUCGGCUGGGCCAAGCAGGCGUCUGAGCUCCAAGGCCAGCAGCAGCCGUCUCGAACGUCAGACCUCGCCGAACGCGACGCGCGCCCGUGGAUUCCACGCCACUGCUCCCAGCUCGGCGCCGCAGAAGAACCCGUACGAGGUGCUUGGCGUGGCCAAGGACGCCAGCUCCGGCGACAUCAAAAAGGCCUACUAUGGUCUGGCCAAGAAGUGGCACCCGGACACGAGCAAGGAGAAGGACGCUGCGGAAAAGUUCCAGGAGAUCCAGGCGGCCUAUGACAUCCUCUCGGACCAGACCAAGCGUGACGCGUAUGACCGCUACGGCUCGGCGUCGACGCAGGAAGGCUUUGACCCCAACAUGUUCGCGCGCGGCGCCGGCGGCUUUGGCGGGUUCCAGGACUUUGGCUCUGCGUUUGGCGGCGGCCGCGGCGGCAACCCUGCCGACCUGUUUGAGCAGCUGUUUGGCGGCGCGUUCGGCGGCGGCGGCAUGGGCGGCGGUGGCGGGUCGCCGUUUGGCGGCGCAGGCCCGCGUGCGCGCCAGAUGCGCGGCGACGACCUCGAGGCGGACGUUGCGCUGUCGUUUAUGGACGCCGCGGCGGGCACCAAGACCAAGAUCACCAUUACGCCCGUCGUCGACUGCCCGCCGUGCCACGGCUCGGGCCUCAAGGCCGGCGAGCAAAAGUCGACCUGCUCCGUCUGCCGCGGUACGGGCCAGCAGGCGUUCCAGGUGCAGGGCAUGUUCAUGGCCUCGACCUGCUCGGCGUGCCACGGUACCGGCACCGUCAUCCCGCCCAAGGCGCGCUGUGGCGAGUGUGGCGGCGUCGGCCGCGUCAAGGAGAAGCGCGAGAUCGACGUCGACAUCCCGGCCGGCAUCGAGGACGGCAUGAAGAUCAAGAUCCCCAAUGCGGGUGACAUGCCCCUCUCGGCGUCGGGCCCGCCCGGCGACUUGUACGUCCGCGUCACUGUCAAGCCGUCGGCCCAGUUCCGCCGCCAGGGAACCAACAUCUACCACGACGCAAAGGUGCCCCUCCAGACCGCCAUGCUCGGCGGCAAGGUCCGCAUCCCCACGCUCGAGGGCGAGGUCGACGUGCGUAUCCGCGAGGGCACCCAGUAUGGCCAGGAGGCCGUGCUCAAGGGCCGCGGUGUCAAGAACGUCUACGGCAGGAAGGGCGACAGGGGCGACCUGAUCGUUACUUGGAAGGUCCAGAUUCCCAGGUCACUCUCCUCGUUCCAGAAGAAGAUCCUGCAGGCCUUUGCCGACGACGUCGAGGGUCGUACCCCCAACAUCCACUUUGACGGCGAGCCAGGUACGCGUCGCGACACCUACACUCCCCCCUCUUCCUCUUCCCCCCCUCCUCCUCCCCCCAACUCCAACUCCAACUCGUCCGGCGGCAAGCCCCGUUCCGGCUCGGUCCCCGAGCUCGACCCAGAGGCGCACUCGGGCCUCCACGGCACGGCCGACAAGGUCGCGCACGCGCUGGGCGGCGCGCUGGGCUGGGCCGAGAAGAUGUUUGGCAAGGGCAGCAAAAAGGACAAGGACGACAAGGACAAGUCGGUAACAGGUGCCUCGAACAGCGUUGACCCGGCCGCAGCGGACUCGACGGGCUCCACCACCAGCAACACCGCCACGGGCAAGAAGACACGGGCACGGAGCAUUAAGCGUGACGAGCCGCCUCACCCGGACAAGCCGCGCAAGUCCGAGGCCGAGCCCGAGGCGCCCAAGGCUGCCGAGGACGAGGUGACCGCCAAGGAGGAGGAGAAGGCGAAGCUCGCCGACGCUGCCGACGCCGACAAGCCUGAGCCCAAGCCUGAGCCCCAGGCUGAGGCCAAGCCCGAGACCACGGAGACCGCCGAGACCGCCGAGAAGCCCGAGACCCCAAAGACGACCACAGGCGAUAAGAAGACGGCGCCUGCGUCGUCCGACGCAGACGAGAAGAAGAAGGCGACAGGAUAA
Molecule: messenger RNA, 2103 nt
Organism: Apiotrichum porosum
Lineage: Eukaryota; Fungi; Basidiomycota; Tremellomycetes; Trichosporonales; Trichosporonaceae
Exons: 6
Coding region: 1-2103 (700 amino acids)
Biological process (GO): protein refolding; response to heat
Cellular component (GO): cytoplasm
Molecular function (GO): ATP binding; heat shock protein binding
Source: RefSeq, a predicted model, not a curated record